Molecule: messenger RNA, 1044 nt
Organism: Oncorhynchus masou masou (cherry salmon)
Lineage: Eukaryota; Metazoa; Chordata; Actinopteri; Salmoniformes; Salmonidae
Product: tetraspanin-18B-like
Exons: 6
Coding region: 1-516 (171 amino acids)
Cellular component (GO): plasma membrane
Source: RefSeq, a predicted model, not a curated record
AUGGUUGGCUGUAAGAUGUCUCAGCUGUUCUUCCUGCUCAUCCUGGUCAUCUUCCUGGCAGAGUUAGCAGCAGCCAUCUUGGCCUUCGUAUUCCGGGAGCAUCUCACCAGAGAGAAGUUUACCGGAGAUCUGAAGAGACACUACCAGGGACACAACAACACGGACGUCUUCACCUCCACGUGGAACGCCCUCAUGACCACCUUUGACUGCUGUGGGGUGAACAGCCCGGAUGACUUUGAGGAGAGCCUGUUCAGGCUCCUCAGCCCAGACAAGAUGGUUCCUGGGGUGUGUUGCCAGGGCAACGGUCACCCUGGAGAUGCGGUGGAUGACCUCAGCAGGGACGAGUGUCUGAGGGGAAGCAUGGAGCUCCGCUACAACAAGGGUUGUUACUCAGCGGUGAUGGAUUAUUUUGAGGCAUACAUCUACAUGACAGGAGCUCUGGCCAUUGUUGUCCUGACGAUUGAACUGUUUGCCAUGGUGUUUGCCAUGUGUCUGUUCAGAGGAAUCGACCAGUAACCCUGACAACACACACAACUCCAGGAAGACACUCAACAGAGGGACACAGACUGACGAAGGAGAAGAGAGCCCGAAGAGAUCCACCUGUAGAUGUUUAAUCAAAUGUUAGGAGAACAGAGCCUAAAGACAACCAACCAUGUUAGGAGAAUAGAGACUGUAGAUUAUAAAUCAGAUGUUAGGAGAAUAGAGCCUGUAGAUUAUAAAUCAGAUGUUAGGAGAAUAGAGACUGUAGAUUAUAAAUCAGCUGUUAGGAGAAUAGAGACUGUAGAUUAUAAAUCAGAUGUUAGGAGAAUAGAGCCUGUAGAUUAUAAAUCAGAUGUUAGGAGAAUAGAGACUGUGGAUUAUAAAUCAGAUGUUAGGAGAAUAGAGACUGUAGAUUAUAAAUCAGAUGUUAGGAGAAUAGAGCCUGUAGAUUAUAAAUCAGAUGUUAGGAGAAUAGAGCCUGUAGAUUAUAAAUCAGCUGUUAGGAGAAUAGAGACUGUAUAUUAUAAAUCAGAUGUUAGGAGAAUAGAGCCUGUAGAUUAUAAA